Closterium sp. Naga37s-1 is the source of this 693-nucleotide messenger RNA. The record is from the annotation of a GenBank genome assembly. Lineage: Eukaryota; Viridiplantae; Streptophyta; Zygnematophyceae; Desmidiales; Closteriaceae.
AUGGAAUCCAGAGUCAUGAGCGGCCGCACGCCAUGGGUGGAGAAGCUUCUCCAGCUGGCAGCGUGCGUCACGGAGAUCCACCGCUUCUCCCGCCGCCUCCUGGACGCCCGCAGUGCCGCCAUCAGCGCCGCCGCUAGAGCCUCUCUCGCAGCCUCUCUCGCAGCCUCUCUCCCAGCGUCAGCACAUUACAGCGUGGCUGGAGCGACGGGCGGAACCACCACCUCAGUGUCAGAGAGUGGCCGGGAUGCUUCGCACAGGGUGCUGGCAGGGGCGGCGGGGGGUGCGAGCGGUUUGCAGUGUGCGUUGGCGACGUGUGUGGAGGAGGAGGCAUUACUGCCGUACACACACGAGGUGGAUCGCCUCUUCUCCUCCCCGCUCCCCGUACGAACCAUCUGGGCCAAGCUCUUCGAGUAUGAGCAGCUGCUGACAGGCCUCGUUAGAGUCACAUGCGCCAUAGAGCAAGGCAACCUCACAGGCGCCCAUCUGCUUCGCUUUCUCGAGCAGGAGAGCAGCUUCGGGCCCAUCCUGCUAUCAAUUGCUCUUGACACGUGCAUCCGCCACUGCCAGCGAGUGUGGGUGGGGCAGCUGGCGCACUGGAUGGCGUUUGGCACCUUGCCCCCCGAUGGCGGCGCCGAGUUCUUCAUCUCCAGUGGUGCACUUCCGUUUUCGUCUCCCCACUCUCGAGAGGCCUGA